Molecule: messenger RNA, 3421 nt
Organism: Xenia sp. Carnegie-2017
Lineage: Eukaryota; Metazoa; Cnidaria; Anthozoa; Malacalcyonacea; Xeniidae
Product: major facilitator superfamily domain-containing protein 6-like
Exons: 3
Coding region: 253-3345 (1030 amino acids)
Cellular component (GO): membrane
Source: RefSeq, a predicted model, not a curated record
UUCUUUCAUAAAUCACGAUGUGACUGGUACAUUUAUUGCUUGUAUUCACUGCAACAAGGUUUAAAUGCUAAUAUAUUCAAUGAAUUUAUCAUCUGUUACAAAAGAACAACGCAACUCAAUAGUUCGCGUCGAAAAUAUUUAUCUUUUUAAGAGGGAUGUGUGAUUAUUUGAUUGUGACAGUUUUAUUUUAAAGCCAUAGUCGAAAAAUAUGUCCUAUCCGAGGGAAUGAAAAAAUAAGCAGACUUGUACAAAAUGAUGAAAGGAGAAAAGGACAUCGAUGAAGAUCUAGAAGUUAUUUCAUUACUGGAGGAGAAAGAAAAUGGCGAUGAAACAUGUGAUGAUGAUAAAUGUGUACGUUCACAAUACAUCUCUUCGAAACUUUUUUACUUUUUCUUUUUUUCUGCUCAAGGAUCAUUGGUUCCUUAUAUUUCACUCUAUUAUAAGCAACUAAAGUUGACCGCUGCCCAAGCAGGAAUUGUUACUGGCGCCAAAAUGUACGUUGCCUUUCUUGUUAUCCCAUUAUGGAGUUUUAUGAUUGAUAAAUUCAAAAUUGGCAAACCUGUGUUUAUUACGUCUUCAACCGCCUUGAUAAUAACUAUGUUAACCAUAUCCUUGGCUCCUGGCAAAAUCUGUGCUACAGAGCAGAAGACAACAAGAGAAAAUUGGUUACCAGGUCUAAGUCAAACAUCUAAUAUAUCUUCCGAGCAUUCAAAUCUUGAGUCCAACUAUCAACGUAUUGUACUGAAAACUACAGCUUUUGAUCAUACUGAUCUUUUCCUGUUUCUGCUGCUUGUGACAAUUUGUGGAACAAUAUUUUCCUGUCCGUGCUUGAGCUUAGCCGAUUCUGGUACAGUAGAUCUUUUGGCCCAAAACUCCGAAACACAUAAAUAUGGAAAACAGCGUUUGUGGGGCUCUAUUGGUAAUGGAUUGGCUGCGUUUAUUGUUGGCAUUUCUAUAAGUCAAACAAAUCUUUGUCCUGGUGAAAAUAGAAAGAUCAAUUACUACAUAUGCUUCUACAUUUUUGCGAUGCUUAUGUUUCUGGCUCUCGUUUCUGGCAGCAGGCUUAAGUUCAAUUUAAGAACUAAAUCUAGUCGAGGAACAAUCGAGGUCUGCAAGUCUCUUUGUCAGGUGUUGAUGAGUUUUGAAUAUUUUAUAUUUCUGUUUACCGUCUUCUUUGAUGGGGUUGCAAUGUCCUUCAUUAAAGCAUUUUUGUUUUGGUUCUUAAAAGAUAUUGGAGGCAGCCAGAUAUUGUUCAGUGUGAUUAAAGCAGUCAAUUCCUCCUUGGAGGUUCUUGUGUACUUCUUAUCUUCCUAUUUAAUUCAACGUCUGGGAACUGUUCGAGUGCUGUGUAUUGGUUUGCUUUGUUAUGUCGUUCGGUUCUCAUUUUAUACAUUUUUGACAAACCCAUGGUUUGUUCUUGUUGUUGAACCGCUGUCCGGCAUCACUACAGCCGCACUCUGGGCUGCAAUUAUGUCUCAUGUUGGUACGACAGCUCAUGAUAAUUCAGUGGUAACACUUCAAGGAGUUAUUCACUGUAUUCAUUGGGGUCUUGGACAUGGUACUGGUACCGUUAUUGGAGGAGUUCUUAUACAUAACAUUGGAGCGAGAUAUACGUUUGCAUUGUUCGCCAUUGUUAGUUUACUUAACUUCUUUCUGUACAUACCUGUCCUGUAUGGUAAACGAUCAUCAAAGAGAUCAAACCCAUAUACGUACAUGGAACUUUGUAAUUACGGCGAGAAAGACCACAUUGAUCCUGAAAAUAAAUAUUCAUCAUCGAAUUGCGAGAAGGAGGAAACAAAAGAAGAGACGAACAAUGAUUAUGGAUGCUAUCAUGGCGGCACUGAUAAACAACUUCUUGUCUCGAAAUUAUUUUAUUUAUUCUUUUUCUCAGCUUUUGGUUGUGUUUCUCCUUACCUUGCUUUGUACUUUAAGCAAAUUUUCAUCUCGCCUCGACAGCUUGGAAUAAUUGUGUCAAUUCGCUCGUUUGUUCAGUUCAUAUUUGCGCCGAUCCUUAGCUCCUUAGCUGAACGAUACAACAAAAGGUUGUGUGUCAUCCUUAUUGCUAUUCUAGCAUACACAGCUUGCUAUGUAACAAUACCCUUUAUCCCAUCGGAUGAAAAACCAUCUGCAUGUAAAUCCAAAGAGUCCGAAGAUAUUCCAGUGAACAGCAGCGCUCAUUUGUCUUCAUUCUCAACGUUAAAUGAAGUAUCGAUGUCUAUAAAUUCACCUCGAAGUGAUGAAGGAGACGACUAUUAUUAUUUACCAUGGUCUCUGUUUUAUGCUCCACCUGUAGACAAGAAGUCUGAAAGAAUGCAUGCGGUUAAAUUUUCUGUAACCGAUGCUAACCAACACUUGGCAGAUACAUCACCUCUUUAUCUUUCUGUGCUUUUGGUCAUAACUAUAAGCUACAUGUUUGGUUCUCCUGCUCAGACAUUGGCCGACAUUGCCACGUUACAGUCCUUAGGAGCCGGACGUAGCCAUGAAUACGGACGGCAGGCGUUAUUUGGAUCAUUUGGUUAUGGAAUUGUUUCGUUUGUAGUUGGAGCCUCCAUAAGCGAAAUGCAAGUUGAGAAUCCUUGUAGUGGAUCCAUGGAUACGAACUACUUGCCAUGUUUUAUAUGUUUCGGUGUACUUAUGCUGAUGUGCUUUGUCGUAGCAACUGGCUUUCGAUUCAAUGUGAAUGAAAACGUCAACGUCCAAGAAGAUAACCCUCGAAAAGGGAAAAAAAAUAAUGUUGUAACGUUUGAGUUAGUUAUGUUCAUAUUUGUUGUAUUUUUCUGCGGAACUGCCUCGGGAUUUCUGGGAACUUUCCUAUUAUGGCAUAUUCAUGAAUUAGGUGGUUCACAGUUGUUAUUCAGUUUUGUGAUAUUGUUCAAUUCUGCAGCAGAAGUUCUUAUUUAUCAUGUUUCAAAUCGACUUAUCACAGUUCUUGGUUAUCGUCGUGUUCUUUAUAUAGGAUUAAUUUGCUAUGGGAUACGCUUUUUUUACUACUCAUACUGUGAAAGACCUUGGCUUUUUCUUCCAAUUGAACUUAUCCACGGAAUUACUUCGGCUGCUGUAUGGUCAGCAUUCGUGUAUUACGUCAGCAACGAUUCCAGCAAUUACACCACCCUUCAAGGAGUGGUAAGUGGUGUUUACGGAGGACUCGGUUAUGCGACUGGUGGGUUAAUUGGGGGUCUAUUGGUUCAUGAGUUAGGAACAAAUGCCGCCUUUCAAAUGUUUGGAGAAGCGUGCCUGGUCAUUUUAUGUUUUUUUAUAAUUACUAAUAUUGUUGGAGACAAGCACGCAAAAACACAACUAUGUUCUUCAAGUGGAAACGACGAUAAUAAAAAAAGUACAGAUUAGAUAUAGUGUUUGAUUAUUAAAAUUAUCUAGUUACCUUUUGUAAUGUCUUUAGAUUAAAAAUGUAUUUAAAUUGAAA